GUUCAAUUUCGCAAGCCAGGUCUUGGUCAAGGACCCAUUCUCCACCACCUAGCCGACCCGAGAUAUCGUACACGGUACCGACACCCCAACGGCCGGGACUCGACUACCUAGACUAGGCGAUUCCGCCUACAUAGCAGGCUCUAAUAUUACUCAAAUGCCGUGUGCAGUCUGCCAUCACCUGCCAGAUCUGUCCUGCCAUUUAUCCAUCUGACCUCCUGCCAUAUCAUAUCAUAUUGUUGGCACCCUCGCGGUUAAUUGCAGCUCAAACUGCAUCCCUCCCCCCCCCCCCCCCCAUCUGGACCAAUUCGUCGUUCCACAGCAGUCGGGGAAGAGAAAACGGCAGAGACCGCGUCCCGACGGCCGCCAACACGCCGCUUCACUUCCCGCGAAGCUUGCUGGGUCGCUGGCAAACGCGAGCCGAAAUGCCCGCCAUGGAAACCGCAAAUCGUCACCACCAUGGCCAGCAGCAGCCGUACCCGGCCCUUCCUGCUUCGCCCACGCUCACGAACCCCGACAUGAUCCUCCCCGACUACGAUCGUGCAGCGUCCCCGGACACGGACUCGAACGGGCGCGACCACUCGCCCCUCAUGAUGUGGAAGAACGCGCACGCCGCCGCGUCUGCGACUGUUAUCCAGCAGGGACACCAUCCCGACCACCCCUAUGGCCCCACCGGUCCGAUCACUCCCACGACGCCUAUCAUAUACGGUAAUGGCACCAUGCUCUCAGAUAUCGGCGAGGUCACGGAGGUGGAGAGCACGCCUGGGAGGCCGUCCCCAGUCAGGUCGAAGGGCAUCCAGGGGGGCCAGAAGUCGUCGACGCGAGGUAGCGGGAGCGAUACAGCGCUGCGAUCAUCGCCGACUAUAGGCGUAGUGUACGGGGGGAUGUUGAAGAAGCGCUCCAAGCAGAGCAUCGCCGCGCAGCGGGAGCGCCGGUCGAGCAUGGAGAGCACGAGCACCAUCACGACGAACGAGAGGCAAGAUCUAUUCGCGGAUUUCGACGACUCCAUCAGCGUGGACGAUAGCGUGUUCCAGGGCGACGACGAAGAGAGCGUGGCAGAAUCGUACACAGAAGAUGUGUCGGCGCACGAGAAUACUGCGCGACUAGGGAUACCCAAUACCGAUAACACGGACCGGCUGUCGACCUACUCAAUGUCGUCGAUAAGUCGGAGGGCAGAGCAUAUCCUGGCGAAUGCAAAGAAACGGUUAACUACCAUGGAAGGUAAUCUAACGAGGGCACGAGGCUCUCUGUAUCCCUCAACACCGUCCAUAUCCUCACUUGGCUCCGACGGAUCGACGCCGUCCCCACCCGUGCAACGGGCUUCCACGGCGAUCUAUGCGCGAGAAACCGACCCGAACUCCCCAACCUUCUCACAAGCGCGUACGCCCCUGUCAAGCGAUGGCAUCUCUCCCACAACAAUAUCAUUCAGGGGCUCUGUGCCGAGGUCAGCGAGUGCACUGGGAGUCUCGGGCGGAUACAGGCAACCGCUCACGGCCUCGAGAAGCGUCGACCAUCUGGGUAACUCGGAGGGGCAUCACGGCCAACCAGGCUAUAGGAUAUCUUGGCACCCGCGGGAUCGCGCCCUGGAACCACUCAGCGAGGACGAGGUCGCCUCGGCCGGGGAGCCAAGCAGUUUCAGCAAAGGAGCGAAUGCCGACCAGUUCCUAAGCCCGACAUUUGGAUCGUUCAGUGAUAGUGCCAACGGGAAUGAUCGGGGACUACAGAGGUCCGCAUCCGUGGCCCAGAUGAGAGACCUGAAGGACCAGGUAAAAGGCCUGAAGGGGAAGAUCUCGAGCCUGAGGGAACAAGCGCGUGCCGACAGCUUGAAGAGGAGAAGCUUGCAGAGCCUACGCACUCCAAGUCCGUUCACGCACGCACAGGUCGACCAGUGGUACGCAGAGCCGGAACCGCCCGUGAGCUCCGAAGCCGGCAGCACAAAUGCAGACUCGGCUAGGAAUCCGUGGAACGGGGAGCUCUCGAGCGUGGAUGGCGAGGGACAGGUUCCCCAGGGCGGGCAGGAGAAGUACGUCGAGGACGAGGAUUCUAUCUACAGCGAAGUCGAGACCAACACAUCCCUCAGGCCACCGGGGAAUCAGUCGCCUGAGAGGAAGGAACUCGCGACCACGACCGGGCCGGACGUUGUUACGGCGGGAGAGGAUGGGUCCGACGGAUCCGACCUGCAAACGGAGAACGGCGAUUCUGGGGCCGAAGGUCAAGACGAGGAUGACGUUGGGCAAGUAGACGAUGAGGCGGCGUACGACAGCGAAAGCGGCGAGUCUCUGUACCACGACACGGUGCAACACCCCAUCUCGCACGAGGACCGCGAAGACGCUUUCGACUACGAGCACUUCUUCCUGCACAGCGCGAUGGGCACCCUCAGCCAGCAGAAAUUGGCGAGGAGGGGCAGCAGAUCCAGCUUCAGCUCCGAGGACUCGGUGGAGACGACCCGCGGCCCGGCCGCCGAGAGCGGCGCGAAGAAGAGCAGCGGCGACGAGGAGGUCGACGGCCUCCCGACGACGAGGACAUGGCAAAGGAGAAAUAGCGACGCCUCGGUGUCGACCGUGGGGACGUUCGCCACCGCCAACGAGGGCGGCGCGGAAAGCAGUCGCGAAAGGGAGGAUCCGACGUCGGGACAGUUCGCCACGGCGGCUGCCAAGGAGAGAUCGGGCAGUCCCGAGACGGCUCGGAAGACAUCCUUCGCCCCCGGCAGCAUCGACGCGGGCUUCAACUUCCCGGCAUCCAGGCGCAGCACGGGGUCGAUCACAUCCAUCCCCGAAGAAGGGAAGGAGGGGCCCGGGUACGGGCACGGGCACGGGCACGGGGGCCCCAACUCGAGCUUCGGCAAUUCCCACGGCAUGUCCGCCUUCCGGCGCCCAAUGUCCAGCUCGGCGGCGAACUCGCUCCACCGGCCGUCCGUCUCGUCCUUCGAGUCCACAGGCACGAACCGCAGCUUCCCGCUGGUCAACCGGCCCAAGAAGGCCAACAGCGUCGGCAUCCUGACGCCGCACAGCUCGUCGUCGCUCGACCAGGAGGAGCUCAAGGCCCUCUCCGACAGCAUCAUGAGCGAGACGGCGAGCAUCUGCGAGCAGCAGCAGCACGAACGGGACACGGACGACGACAGAUCCACCAGGUUGCACAGGCCCAACGGCAGCGUGAGCAGCGUCAACGGCAGGAUGGCGGGGAACCCGAACGCGCCGCAGGCGAUGCAGACGCUGGUGCGCGAUGACCAGCUCCUCGUCGAGAGGCUGGUGGCCGGGCUCGGGCGGUGCGUGCUCGGGCUGGCCGAGAGCGGAAGGGCCAGCACCGAGAGUCGGAUGUACAGGAGGCGGAUCGAUGCGGCGAGGAGGAUUCUUGAGGGGUUGGAGGAUGAGGUGUGAGAGGGGAGGGUGUGGGCGCUUGGUUUCGAUUAUUAUGUGUGUUUCUAUUUUGGCCAUGACCCUUUCGGUCUGCCUGGUAUAGGUACAGGACCUGGGCAGGAGAUCUGUAGACCUCGGGGAGUUUUGUUUUGCCGUAUAAUUGCCCGGGGGGGUGAGACGAGACGAGAGGGGACUCGAGACUCGAUCGAGGACCGGUACGCAACGAUAUUUGACGCCGAACGAUACGAUGUUUUCCAUGGCGAACAAAACCAACCCCCUUCCAACUGGUCGGUCGCGGUGGUCGGUCGGUAUGUAAUGCUUCGAGGUCUCUGGUUUCGCGACUGUAACCCUUUGUUUGGCUAUUUCAUGGCGUGGGAGGAGCCUUACUGUUUGUUACCCUGGUUCCUUUUGAUUCGAUACCCAGUACAUU
This is a messenger RNA of Phialemonium atrogriseum, 3783 nucleotides long. RefSeq lists its product as uncharacterized. The record is from RefSeq and is a predicted model, not a curated record. Lineage: Eukaryota; Fungi; Ascomycota; Sordariomycetes; Cephalothecales; Cephalothecaceae. The transcript has 2 exons. Bases 423 to 3374 code for a protein of 983 amino acids.